This is a messenger RNA of Alexandromys fortis (reed vole), 754 nucleotides long. It is a transcript of the gene Ift25, whose product is annotated as intraflagellar transport 25. The transcript has 7 exons. Lineage: Eukaryota; Metazoa; Chordata; Mammalia; Rodentia; Cricetidae. Gene Ontology annotation, cellular component: centrosome; cilium; intraciliary transport particle B. Bases 228 to 659 code for a protein of 143 amino acids. The record is from RefSeq and is a predicted model, not a curated record. Gene Ontology annotation, biological process: intraciliary transport.
GGGCGGAGCCGGGCGCGGUGCGGCGGGCGGGCAUCGCGAGCCCACAGUCCCUUCGCGGAGCUACCCGAGGCCCAGGCGUGCGGGUCUGCGCUGCGCGUUGGGCGGGCACGGCAGAGAACAGAUACUGAUUGUUUUAGGAGGUACGGAAUACAUUAUGUGAUCGAGCACUUGUUUGCUCUUUCCAUAGACGUCUGAGAUCAUUUAAGAAUGAGGUUAAACACUUUGAGAUGAGGAAGGUUGAUCUCUGUUCGAGUACUGAGGGGACUGAAGUGAUUCUGGCUACCUCAAGUGAUGAGAAGCACCCACCUGAGAAUAUCAUCGAUGGGAAUCCAGAAACCUUUUGGACCACCACGGGUAUGUUUCCCCAGGAGUUCAUUAUUUGUUUUCACAAACACGUAAAGAUUGAAAAACUCGUGAUCCAAAGUUACUUAGUGCAAACCUUGAGGAUUGAAAAGACCACAUCUAAAGAGCCAUUCGAUUUUGAGCAGUGGGUUGAAAAAGAUUUGGUACAUACAGAGGGGCAGCUUCAAAAUGAAGAAAUUAUGGCACGAGAUGGCUACGCCACUUUCUUGAGAUUCAUUAUUGUUUCAGCCUUCGACCAUUUUGCAUCUGUUCAUAGCAUUUCUGCAGAGGGACUAACAGUCUCAAAUAUUUCUUAGUAAUUACAACAAAAUGCUCUGAACUACUCUAAAAAUAUAUUUAUAGAAACACAAAGUUAUCUUUGAUAUGUUUGCUAUUAAAGAGAUUUGUAUCA